GAGGAGCCCGGGGCCAGCUUCCAGAAGCCUUCACCUCGCUGAGGUUUACGCUGUUGUCUCCUCUGCGUAGAUUUUGUGCUGACUGAAGGCAAGGACGGCCACUUCAGCGUCUUCGUCACCUAGCCUAGUGACUAGCACACACCCUCCCGCAGAGGCUGGGCUCCAGGACAAGAUGGCAGCCAAGCAGCCCCCACCUCUUAUGAAGAAGCACAGCCAGACGGACCUCGUGAGCCGCCUGAAGACCCGCAAGAUCCUGGGCGUGGGCGGGGAGGACGAUGACGGGGAGGUGCACCGCUCCAAGAUCAGCCAGGUCUUGGGUAAUGAAAUCAAGUUUGCUGUUCGGGAGCCUUUGGGGCUCAGGGUCUGGCAGUUUGUUUCUGCUGUGCUCUUCUCUGGCAUCGCCAUCAUGGCCCUGGCCUUCCCUGACCAGCUCUACGAUGCUGUCUUUGAUGGAGCCGAGGUGACCAGCAAGACCCCCAUCCGCCUCUAUGGUGGCGCCCUCCUCAGCAUCUCCCUGAUCAUGUGGAAUGCUCUCUACACGGCUGAGAAGGUUAUCAUUCGAUGGACUCUGCUCACUGAAGCCUGUUACUUCGGGGUCCAGUUCUUGGUGGUCACCGCCACGCUAGCCGAGACGGGCCUCAUGUCCCUGGGGAUCCUGCUGCUCCUGGCCAGCCGCCUCCUCUUUGUCGCCAUCAGCGUUUACUACUAUUACCAAGUCGGCCGAAAACCCAAGAAAGUUUAGCCGCCCUCCCGGCCAGGGGCCCAUCUGGGGCAGGGAAGCCCUGACAUCUCGGUUCCCCUUUGGUUCCAGAAGGCAGGAAGGACCCUGCCCCCAGGCAGGCAGGGAUGGCCGCCUUCCUCUCCUCCCAGGCGCUCCCCAAAUGCUGUGAUCUCCUGGGCCUUCAGGUUUGGGGAGGGACAGGGCCUUGGCACCCCUGUCCUUCCCCCCACACAGUGACACCUACUUUUCAUGAGUCUCUUGGCCUCUGGGUCCCCUGGACAGACACUGACAGAAAAGCCUGAGCCAUGGGGCAUCCGGCCAAGGCCAGGCCCUGCCCCUCUGCCAGGAGACCCUUCCUUCCUGAGAGAGGCUGUGGUCUGCCUCCCUGUCCUCUGCCUACACCCCCAGCCAAUCUAAUGCCCAAGCAGCUGAACUUGGCUUCUGCCCAUUGCUGGAAAACCUGAGAACUUGACCCUGCCCCUUCCUUCAGUGUGGGCCCUCCUCACAUGUAGGGGUCCCCUCUGUCCCCUAGACACCCAGCCCAGCUGUGGGCUGAAGGGCAGUGUGGCAGUCCCCUUUCAGCCUUCUGUGAGGGGGCCCACGGGUGGCCAGAGCCUUGUCCUCGGCCCCAGGCCUGGCCGCCACGGGCUCUCCGGGAGCUUUGCUCUUGGCUACUCUGCCUCCACCCCAGCUCCUGGAGGCCCCUGGUGCCCCCUCCCCUAAUUGACUUGGGUCCAGAUGGACACCUGGAUAACCCCAGAUGAAGGCCACCUGUAAGUAAUGGGGCUUGGAGAUGAGGAAGAAAGAAAAGCAUGUCUUGUCUCUUGGCCUGUCCUCCAGGGUCUGAUGGGCUCCUGGCCCAGCCCCCUUUUCCGUAGUAGCCCCCUCCCCAGGGUGCUGCCCUCUGGCCUUCCUGUGUAGGGAGGCCUCCUGGCACAGCCUGGCCUGGCUGUGUAGGACUGGGUGCCCAUCAAACUCAGCAGAAGAAAAAAAAUAGAAAUAUUACAUUAGGCCACCUCCUUUCAUGCCCAGCCCCCAUCAGAUGCCCUGGAGGAAGCCAAUGGCUGGCUCCCUCAGAGCUGAAGACCCCUGCAGGCCCAGCGGCCUGUGUGCCUCCGUCCUUUCUCUCCAGCAUACCCAGGACCAUGGCCCUCAUGUCCUGGGGACGGAUGGGGAGAGAGAAGAGGCUGAGACCCUACACUUGGCUCCUGUCUUGGAACAGAGUUGGGGAUUAGAUCAAUGGUCCAGGUGAAGCCCAGCUCUGGCCCUGCCACCUGGGCCUCUGCCUGGGAACCUGGCCCUGCCUACAGUGGGCCGCCUUGCCCUCCCCUGGGCCCAGCUGCCCCUGUAGCCACACUCCCAGCCACAUGGCCUGUGCCCAGCGGAGUGGUGACACCACUGCUAUUAACACAACCAGAAAGAGACAUCCAGCAGGUCGGGUGCCCAAAGCUGCUGCCAGUAACUGGCCGAGCAGGAAGGAGCCGACACUGAGUGAGGGCCCUGCCUUUCCCGGCCUCCGUCUCUUGCCCCUGAAGUUCCUGCCUCUGCAGAAUCCUGCCCCCACCACCGAGCUGUGGACAGACUGGGUGCCACCACAGCCUUGGGGAAGUGGUAUCGGUGGCUGGUAGGCCAUGCACCUGGGGCAAGACUGUGUCCUCCAAGCUGAGCCAUGCAUUUUGAGGCCCGGUUAAUGUUCCAGCAAGUGGUGGAAAGGUUGUCCCAAUCACUGCUGGGCAUGGUAGAUAGGUUCCCUCCCAGGGAGGCUGGCAGGGAACCAUUGGCAUUGGAGUUGGGCCUUUGUUGGGCAUCUGCUGGGGCUGAGCCAGCCAAACUGGGGGCUGGGUGACGUGGCCUUGCCCUUGGGGGUGCUUUUGAGGCCUGCUAGAACAGUGCUGUCCAGCUGUGGCACAAAGCAGUGCUUGUGGAAGUCCAUGCUGCCUGGUUAAACAUCAGAGCAAGGGGGUGGGGGUGGGGGUGGGGUGCUGGUAAACAGACUUGGCCGGGGGAUGGGGGACAUUAAUGCUAGGGGGAGCCAUGGUGGUGGUGGGAGAAGGUGACAAAAGGGGGGGGAACAAGGGGACCCAUAAGUCCAGCGAGGAAGGCCCGGUGGGAGCUUGGCUGUCCCUCCAAAGGUUUGAGAAGACCCGGAAGGCCCCUUGCCUGGUUCACUCUUGCCAAGCUCCUGCCUCAGCCCCAGCCUCCCCCUCACCCCUCAGUCAAGACCACCUUUCCUCACGGUCACUAUUUAUUCUUCGUUCCUUUUCUUUUUGUAAGAAACAGUCACAAAAACCAGUGCAAAACCGUCA
Molecule: messenger RNA, 3027 nt
Organism: Camelus dromedarius (Arabian camel)
Lineage: Eukaryota; Metazoa; Chordata; Mammalia; Artiodactyla; Camelidae
Gene: TP53I11
Product: tumor protein p53 inducible protein 11
Exons: 7
Coding region: 173-742 (189 amino acids)
Source: RefSeq, a predicted model, not a curated record